This is a messenger RNA of Capsicum annuum, 1771 nucleotides long. RefSeq lists its product as uncharacterized. The record is from RefSeq and is a predicted model, not a curated record. Gene Ontology annotation, biological process: maturation of SSU-rRNA. Gene Ontology annotation, cellular component: small-subunit processome; nucleolus; Noc4p-Nop14p complex. Lineage: Eukaryota; Viridiplantae; Streptophyta; Magnoliopsida; Solanales; Solanaceae. Bases 1171 to 1566 code for a protein of 131 amino acids. The transcript has 4 exons.
UCAACAAGUUAUGAUCGUGGACUGUAUUAGCCUACUUUAUUUCCCUCAAAGGCUCAAAUCCAACUAAAUUCUCUCACUACCCAGUAGGAAACAGUCAUGCAUUCCUUGUUUUCUGUUAACUUUUUUCUCUUUUUGGUAGCUACUAGUAGAACACUAAUUAUUUUGGACUUGCUCAUGCAUGGUAAGCAGCAAUUAAAUUCUGAAGCUAGCAGGAUAAAAAGACAUGGGUGAUCAGUACUGGUCACUAUUAGGUCCCCUCAUAUUUGAAUUUUUCUUUAGCCUUUUUGAUCAUUACUAAUAAAAAUGUUCAAUUUUAGUUACUGCAAUCUUAUAUCAUUGCCUCCCACAUGACUAUAUUUGCAGUAUGUAUGUACACUUGGUUUUUCAUUGCAUACUAGAACUUUUACUGUCAUUGCUGAGUUAAUGUAUAGCAAUUAUUGCUAGGUUUAUUUCUUUUAUUUAUCUUAUCCUAAGCAGUAGGCAGUGAGAACUAAGCAGCAAGCACUUAGCCUGGCAGUCCGAAGUAGCUUGCUUACUAGCUUUAGACUUUAAAUUAUAUAUGUUCAAUGUUAAUGGUUAACCCGAUAUUCAAACCGAUAACAAUGAAAAAUCAAUAAACCGAUAACCGAUUAACCGAUAUCUUAAUGGUUCAGCAUAUAUACAAACCGAUAAUGAAUAAGUAAAACCGAUAAUUUUUAAAACCGAACCGACUGAUAUGCAGCCCUAGGUGAGACUAUGUAUAAUACAUUCUUGUGAUCUUACUCUUUCGCAGGCCUCUUGCAUAUAGUUGAAAUUUGGCUUAAGUCAUCGAUAGACCCUCAAACUUGUCCCAAAAAUUCAGUUAGACCCCUCAACUAAGGUUUGUACCUAUUAGACCCCUAAUCCACCCGAAUUUUGAUCCAAUUGGACCCUUUUUUUCCAAUCAGCUUAAAGCCAAAGUGUGUGCAACACACAUGCGAUGAUGUGACAAACCCAUAACCUGAAGAUCACAUGAAAAUAACUUUACUAGUUACUCUAACGCUUCCGAGACACUUUUGUAAUAUGCAGAUAGGUCCAAAAAAUAAAGGAAAAACAACAUAGAAAUCCAAGCUUAAUCAUCUUGCGCUGCAGGUAACUAAACAAUCUCAGAAGUUUUGUCCUGAGGCUAUAGUAUUUCUUCAAACUUUGCUGAUGGCAGCUUUAGACAGGGAACAGCGAUUUAAAAAUUUACAGUUGAAUGACCUUAUGGAGAUCAAAGAACUUGGGCCUUUGCUUUGCAUAUGCAGCAGCAAUGCGGAGAUGGGUUCUUUAGAUUCUCUUGAGCUAAUGGACUUACCAGAGGACUCGCAGUAUUUUGACUCUGAUAAUUACAGGGCUAGCAUCCUCGUAACAGUUCUGGAAACCCUGCCAGGAUUUGUUAAUGUAUAUAAGGACCUUAUUUCUUUUCCUGAGAUUUUCAUGCUAAUUUCAAAAUUAUUAUGCAAAUUGUCCGGAGAAAAUCAUAUUCCAGGUGCAUUAAGGGAGAAAAUCAAGGAUGUAUCCCAAUUAAUUGACACAAAGUCUCAGGAACAUCACAUGUUGCGUUAACCUUUGAAAAUGCGUAAGAAAAAACCUGUGUCCAUCAGGAUGCUUAAUCCGAAAUUCGAGGAGAACUAUGUCAAGGGUAGAGAUUAUGAUCCAGAUCGUGAGCGUGCUGAAAAGAAAAAGUUGAAAAAACGUAUAAAAGAGGAAGCUAAAGGUGUUGCAUGAGAAUUGCGGAAGGACAAAGAUUUCUUGGCCAAGGCAAAGGAAA